Messenger RNA from Medicago truncatula (barrel medic), 1543 nucleotides. RefSeq names its product protein trichome birefringence-like 38. The transcript is spliced from 5 exons. Gene Ontology annotation, cellular component: Golgi apparatus. Lineage: Eukaryota; Viridiplantae; Streptophyta; Magnoliopsida; Fabales; Fabaceae. The record is from RefSeq and is a predicted model, not a curated record. The coding region runs from base 252 to 1334 and encodes 360 amino acids. Gene Ontology annotation, molecular function: O-acetyltransferase activity.
AUGUAUGUAGUAUUAACACUUGAGUUUCCCCAUAAAAACAAUCUCUUCAAUUUUCAAACUUAUGAUAGCUCUACACAAACAAACUAAUCCAUCCAAAACCCUUUGUCACAAUCCCAAAAAUAAAUAAAAAAUCAGUGUCCAAUAUCACCCACCACACCAAUAGAACCGACUAAGUACUACUUUUCCAUCAUACAUUACAUAUAUGACCCACAAGAGCACACAAGUUUCAUUCAAUUCAAGGCAAAUCUCAAAUGGGUUUCAGAGCAAUUACUCUGCUUCUUCUAUUCUCACUUUUUCAUCAACUUCUACUUGGUGAAGCAAAGUUCCAUAAUGUAAGUAGCUUAAGAGGGAAAAAGCCAGUAGUAACAAAUGGGUGCAAUUUGUUCAUAGGAAGUUGGGUGGUUGACCCUUCUUAUCCUCUCUAUGAUUCAAGCUGCCCCUUCAUUGAUCCUGAAUUUAAUUGUCAAAAGUAUGGAAGACCUGAUAAACAAUACCUCAAAUACUCUUGGAAACCUGAUUCAUGUGCCUUACCAAGUUUUGAUGGGAAGGAUUUUCUGAACAAAUGGAGGGGUAAGAAGAUAAUGUUUGUGGGUGAUUCACUGAGUCUGAACAUGUGGGAAUCACUGUCGUGUAUGAUUCAUGCGUCGGUGCCCAAUGUAAAGACCAGCUUUUUAAGGAGGGAAGCACAGUCUACAGUGACAUUCCAGGACUAUGGAGUAACUAUACAACUUUACCGCACACCUUAUUUGGUCGACAUAAUUCGAGAAAACGUUGGACGAGUGCUUACAUUGGACUCUAUUGUCGCUGGUAAUGCAUGGAAAGGAAUGGACAUGUUGGUUUUCAAUUCAUGGCAUUGGUGGACCCACAAAGGAUCAUCACAGGGAUGGGACUAUAUAAGAGAUGGGUCUAAACUAGUCAAGAACAUGGACCGUUUAGUGGCAUACAAUAAGGGAUUGACGACUUGGGCUAAAUGGGUUGAUCUCAAUGUUGAUCCUACCAAAACUAAAGUCUUCUUUCAAGGCAUUUCUCCUACUCAUUAUAUGGGAAAGGAGUGGAAUCAACCAAAAAAUAGUUGUAGUGGACAACUUGAACCAUUAUCAGGAUCAACAUAUCCAGCAGGUCUACCUCCAUCAAGUAACAUAUUGAAUAAUGUAUUGAAGAGUAUGAAAUCACCAGUUUAUCUACUUGACAUUACACUUCUCUCACAACUAAGGAAAGAUGCACACCCUUCUUCCUAUAGUGGUGAUCAUGCAGGCAAUGAUUGCAGCCAUUGGUGCUUACCAGGAUUACCUGAUACUUGGAACCAGCUCCUAUAUGCUGCACUCUCCAUGUGAAAGUGUUAAGCUCCAUGUUGAUCAUUCAUUUUCCUUCAUUACUUGGAAAAUAUAUAUUAAGAGAUGAAAAUCAAGUGUAAAAUUAUAGGAUUCUUACUAAACAAAAUAAGUUCAGGGAUCAGAUUUGUUGCAUAUUAAAAAAUUACUUUACGAGGGGAUAAAUUUACUAAUUUUAUUGAAUCAAUGAUUAUAUAGAACUUUAUUGUUGA